Chenopodium quinoa (quinoa) is the source of this 1874-nucleotide messenger RNA. Its product is annotated as putative F-box protein At4g38870. The transcript is spliced from 3 exons. Gene Ontology annotation, molecular function: protein binding. Bases 262 to 1515 code for a protein of 417 amino acids. Lineage: Eukaryota; Viridiplantae; Streptophyta; Magnoliopsida; Caryophyllales; Amaranthaceae. The record is from RefSeq and is a predicted model, not a curated record.
GGGGUUUUUUUUUUAAUACGGACAAUCUCGAAUUUUCUUUACAAAACGGCCCAACCAACAGGUGGCGGCCUUGUUUUUAUACCCUGAAUUCCUCCCUCAUUGUCUCUCUUAUUCCAACGCCCAAUAAAAGUAAAACUGCUGUUAUCUCUCCUCUUCCUUCAACCUCCAAACUCCAUAGUCAUCUCUCCAUCUUCACCACCAUUUUUUGAUAAUUUAUUUCUUCCCCUUCAAUCCUCCAUUGAAGCAGUUUCUGAGGAGAGAAUGGGCAGUCAAGAAACAAGCUUGGAGCUUUUAAGUGUGGAUCUGAUAAUUAAUAUUCUGGUUAAGCUCUCUGAAAAGGAUCUGAUUAGGUGCAAGUGUGUAUCGAAAGAGUGGCAUAGAAUUAUAACCCAUGUUUGCGUUCCCAGGUUGUCUGUUGAGGCACCUGUUUCAGGGGUUUACUUCCGUAUUGCUCAAUUACCGGGUAGCUUGGGACAUCUUACGACAUACUCCCCUCAAAAAGUUAAAAAGCUACUCUUUGACCAUAUUAAAUCUGAUGAUAGUGUGCACAUCAUGGAUGGUGCUCCUUUGAAAGAUGAGAAAUCUGGGUUUGAGGGCAUGUCUUAUGCAAGUAUAUUGCCGUUUGAUCACCGCGGUCCUGAUUUUUUGGACUGUUGCAAUGGCUUGCUUUUGUUUGUCCAUCGUCCUAAACCCCGCUUUUACGUGUGUAAUCCUGCCAUCAAACAAUGUGUGCCCAUUCCUCUCCCUCCACCUACACUCCAUCUGCCCUCCCUUUAUGCCUCAUUAGCCUUUGAUCCUUCUGAGUCCAUUCAUUACCGUAUUGUCAUCUUAUCACUUACAACUCAGCCACAGUAUUUGCUAAUUUUUUGCUCCCAAACUGGAGAGUGGAUGACACAUGAGGUUCAAGUUAGGCUACCUGUUCCUUAUGAGUGCUUUCGGAUGGUUAGGCACUGUGUUUACUUCAAGGGCAUGUUAUAUAGAUUAUCUUUGCCUGACAAGAUUCUAUGUAUUGACCUUGAAUCUAAGACUAUCCAUAUAAUUGCUUCCCCAGACGAGAGAAAUAUAUCACUUCCAAGAGGAUGUUUUGGGGUAUUAGCUGGCUCCUUAUCGUAUGCAAAGAGAGAAUAUGGACAUUUGUGGGUGUGGUUGCUUGACAACCAUAGCAAACAGGGUGAGUGGAUAUUGAAGUAUAAAAUCGCCUUCUCUCACAUAUAUGAACUUGCAUUAAGCUUGUAUUUUGCUACUUUUACCAUAUGGAUACAUACAUUUGCAUUUCAUCCGAAAUCCAACAUCAUAUUUUUGGGCUCUGCUCGUUCACUUAUGAUGUAUGAUCUUAGUUCUGGUCAUAUGGAACUUGUACAGAGUAAUGCAAUAAGCGAUAUCCAUUGUGGUUCUUUGUUCUCUCUGUUUACAUAUAGACACACCCUGAUCACAUUGAAGAGCUGGUGCAGGACUCCUAACGAUCUUGAUAACUCUGAAGAGGUGCAAGACGAUUGGUGUUUCACUGAGCAAUGAUUAUAUCUAUUCAUUUUCGUGAGAGCUGCAGCUUGUUGCAAUCAACUGCCAGGCACCUCACUGUGUUGAUUCUACAGCUUAAUAAGGUGACAUCGACUGUACAUUAUUCCAAGAAUAAAGGAAAUGUUGGCAUCUGCACCCUCUUUAAUUUAUUGGUGCUUAGUGGUAAGCUUCAAUAACAGAUACCAAGUAGGCUAAUUGAGACAAGGGAAAGGAAAACUAAUAUGAUCUCAAAAAAAAGAAAAAAAAAAAAAUUUAUCUUUGAUUGAUUUGUGUAUUUGAUUGAUUUGUCUUUUAAGCUGCUUUAUGUAGUAUUAUAAUACUAGUUUAGCUCCAGCCUAGUUUGAUUUCUUAUUAUA